This is a messenger RNA of Maylandia zebra (zebra mbuna), 2634 nucleotides long. RefSeq names its product phosphatidylinositol-3-phosphate phosphatase MTMR1. Gene Ontology annotation, cellular component: membrane; cytoplasm. The record is from RefSeq and is a predicted model, not a curated record. NCBI's taxonomy places the organism in Eukaryota, Metazoa, Chordata, Actinopteri, Cichliformes, Cichlidae. Gene Ontology annotation, biological process: phosphatidylinositol dephosphorylation. Gene Ontology annotation, molecular function: phosphatidylinositol-3,5-bisphosphate 3-phosphatase activity; phosphatidylinositol-3-phosphate phosphatase activity.
UUAGCACUGGUAGAAGCCGUGGCGACGUCACUGUUUGCGAACAACAAUGCUGCGGGUAUAGAUGCGACUAAGAGGAAGUGCAAACAACCAAAGCAGAGGAAACCACUGCAUGUGAGAUCCGCUGUCGAGCCUCUGAUUAGUUUCUUUACACCGUUCGGAGUCCUUAAAGAUCCAUUACAGCCGCUGGGAGCGGACACUGGAAUUACACCGAGCUUUAGUUUCAUCCGCAUCCCUUGUCUGUAUCAGAGGAAACCAUCAUCUGCGCCCCCCGGUGACCCAGAAACGAAGCAGUCGUGUGACAGAUGGAGAAACAGGCCGGAGGUGCCGGCGCUGGGGACGGUGCAGGGGCGAACAGAAAGCCGUGGGGCUCGCCGACUUGCGGCGCGGCAGCCGGUGAUACCCUGGACAGUCCAACAGGUUCUCACGUAGAAUGGUGUAAACAGCUAAUAGCAGCCACAAUCUCCAGUCAGAUCUCAGGAUCAGUCCAACCAGACAUUGGGAGCAGGGACAUCAAGGCUGGGAGAAGACCAGACUUCAUGGUGUCCAAGAGGCUGAAUCGCAGGCAGGAUUCACAGGAUGAAGGGCUUUGUUACCAUGGAGACAUUGACUCUGAGCAUCCUUCCAGUGCUUUGACCCUCCCAGGUCUGAGAUACGGAGCACAGGUCAAAAUGUUCCAGAACCAGGUUCCUCUGCUCCCUGGAGAGACCAUCCAAACUACAGUCAAGGAUGUGAUGUACAUUUGUCCAUUCAGCGGUCUGGUUACUGGGACUUUGACCAUCACAGACUACAAGCUGUACUUCAUCAGUGUGGAAAAGGACUCUCCCUUCAUUCUGGAUGUGAACCUGGGAGUCAUCAGCAGGAUCGAAUCUAUCAGUGUUCCCAACCAAGGAGAGAACAACAAGGGACUGGAGCUGGUCUGCAAGGACAUGAGGAGUCCCAGGUUUGCCUAUAAGAUGGAGGAGAGCCAGCCGGACGUGGUGGAGGUGCUGACCAAACAUGCCUUUCCUCUGUCCCACAGUCUGCCCUUGUUUGCCUUCCUGUACAAAGAGCAGUUUCCUGUGGACGGCUGGAAGGUGUAUGACCCAGCAGCAGAAUACAGACGUCAGGGGCUUCCUAAUGAGAGCUGGACCAUCAGUAAGAUAAACAGCACCUACGAGCUAUGUGACACGUAUCCUUCCAUCCUGGUCAUCCCCACCAACAUCACAGAUGAAGACAUCAAACGAGUGGCUGUGUUCAGAGCCAAGCACCGUAUACCGGUCUUGUCCUGGAUCCACCCGGAGUCUCAGGCCACCAUUGUACGCUGUAGCCAGCCGCUAGUUGGGCCGUCAGACCGUCGCUGUAAAGAAGACGAACGCUUUCUCCAAAUCAUCAUGGACGCCAACGCUCAGUCCCACAAGCUCACCAUCUUUGAUGCCCGACAGAGCAGCGUGGCCAUCACCAACAAGGGAAAGGAUGGAGGGUAUGAAAGCGAGAGUUUCUACCCCAAUGUAGAGCUAAACUUCCUGGAAAUUCCAAACAUUCAUGUGAUGAGGGAGUCUCUCAGGAAGAUGAAGGAUGUCGUUUAUCCUACCAUAGACGAAGCCCACUGGCACUCCUUUAUCGACCAGACGCACUGGCUGGAGUACAUACGGCUGUUAUUAGCAGGAGCAGCAAAGGUAGCUGAUAAGCUGGAGUCUGGGAAGACGUCAGUGGUGGUUCACUGCAGCGACGGCUGGGACAGGACAGCCCAGCUUACCUCUCUGGCCAUGCUGAUGCUGGACAGUUACUAUCGCACACUGAGAGGCUUCCAGGUUUUAGUGGAGAAGGAGUGGAUUAGUUUUGGACACAAGUUUGCUGCUCGCGUGGGCCACGGUGAUGAGAACCAUGCUAACUCAGAGCGCUCGCCUCUGUUCGUCCAGUUUAUCGACUGCGUCUGGCAGAUGACUCGACAGUUCCCAGCAGCCUUUGAGUUCAAUGAGCUCUUCCUGAUCACCGUGCUGGACCAUCUGUACAGCUGUCUGUUUGGUACAUUCCUCUACAGCAGUGAACAGGAGCGGGCCAACCAGGAGGUUCCAGCCAAGACUGUGUCUCUCUGGUCGUACAUCAACAGCCAGCCCGAGGACUUCACCAACCCCUUCUACGUGGACUAUGAAAACCACGUUCUCUACCCGAUGGUUUCGCCCAGACACCUGGAGCUUUGGACCAGUUACUAUGCCCGCUGGAACCCACGCAUGAGGCCACAGGUACCAGUGCACCAGACUCUGAAGGAUCUGCUGAUCCUGAGAGCAGAGCUCCAGAGGAGGGUGGAGGAGCUGCAAAGAGAGGCUUCAUCCCACUCCCUGUCGUCCUCCUCGGACCACUCUCCGACACACACCGCAGGAACCCCGCUGCACACGGCUGUCUGACAGGGACGGCCACACAUGACUGCUUUUGUGUGUUUUAACAAAGUUACACCAAAAUACUAAUUGACUGAUAUUUUUAUCAACAUUUCCAUUUGAGAAAAAUAAAAUAACUCCUCGAGAUAUUUGUAAAAUUAAAAAGCAUUUAGAAAAUGUUUUAAACUAGACCUAACUGAAGCGUCCUGUUAACUAUAUUUAUAUUAUUUUUAUUGCACUUCACAAGAGCAUGGAUUUUUUCUACUGUUCAACCAAAGCA